This is a messenger RNA of Pyrenophora tritici-repentis Pt-1C-BFP, 837 nucleotides long. RefSeq lists its product as uncharacterized. The record is from RefSeq and is a predicted model, not a curated record. Lineage: Eukaryota; Fungi; Ascomycota; Dothideomycetes; Pleosporales; Pleosporaceae.
AUGCAUUACGUCGCAACCAUCAGCAUUGCGCUUCCAUUGCUCACUGUCGGCGCACGCGUCGGACACGAUCACGGACACGGCCAUGUUCACGCAGAGAUGCAUCGUCGCGCUCUUGUGACCACCGUCGUCGAGGUCACUGAGACUGUAUACACUACUGUCACUGUCGACCCGGUUGGCCAGUCUUCUAGCACGUCGUCUGCUUCCGCUUCGUUGGAAGGUUCCAUGACAGUCGAGCUCCCGGACAAGGGCGCUUCAACUGCAGUGUCGACCCCAACCUCUUCGUCUACCGUCUCGCCGGAACCAUCCGGCACCAAAGCCUCAACCUACCCCGCCCUCUUCCCUGAGGCUAACUCGGCCAUCAUUGUCAACUCAUGUGUCCAUGACAUCUACGUUUCUUCCAUCGGCGACAGGAGCUGUGGACCGAGCACCAACUGCCAGCUCGUCCCGUCCAACACUACUUACCGAGAGGCUAUCCGCGUUUGCGACAAGAGCGGCAUCUCACUCAAGGUUUCGAAGACUGAGGACAUGACCAAGCCCAUGCAGUUCGAGUACACCGUGUGGGAUGACAAGAAGACUGUGUCCUACGACAUCUCGUACCUGGACUGCAUGGUCGAGAAAGACGGACAGAAGGACAUGACUGGUUGCGUCGGUUACGAGACUGGUAUCCAAGCCAAAUCCGGUGACGACUGCCCUACCUACAAGUGCGUCGGAAACGUGGUGUGCGCCAAGGACGCCUAUGUCGUCGCUGAGUUUAGUUACCAAGCUGGUGCUCCCGUCGGCGCUUGCAACGUCAACAGCGGUGUCGCUUUCGAGCUGUGUGCUGAGAACAGGGCUUAG